Molecule: messenger RNA, 2946 nt
Organism: Ilyonectria robusta
Lineage: Eukaryota; Fungi; Ascomycota; Sordariomycetes; Hypocreales; Nectriaceae
Product: OPT oligopeptide transporter protein-domain-containing protein
Exons: 4
Coding region: 216-2621 (801 amino acids)
Biological process (GO): transmembrane transport
Molecular function (GO): oligopeptide transmembrane transporter activity
Source: RefSeq, a predicted model, not a curated record
GGUCAGCCCGGUCACGUCUGAGGUGGUGGUUGUACGCCCGUGGUGGUAGUGGUAUAACCACGCCCGCCUGGCUGCUGCCCGUUUCGCUGGGUCUUCUCUUUUGCCUCUGCUUCGCCUCGCUCCCUCCUUGCCAUCGCAUCGCAACUCCUCCCACGGUUGCUGUUCCCACGUCGCUCCCAGGCCACGGGCGUUAAAACCACGGGCGUCUAACCACCAUGGUGCCGUCCAUCUUCCGCAAGCGCCACGAGGCCGUGGACAUCACCCCGAUGCCCGGCCCUCUCGAGGCCGCCGCCGCCGCUUCCUCGGGCGUCGACACCCUCGAGCACCUCAAGCAAUUCGAAAAGGCCCACAAGCUCGAUCCCAACCUGCCCAUCGACGACCUCACCGAUGUUGACGCCGCCAUCGCUACCGGAAAUGCCGAGAAGGGCAUUGAGAUUGAGCACGCGCUCAUGGAGGACAACAGCCCGUAUCCCGAGGUUCGAGCCGUUGUCCGCAACUUCGAUGUCGACCUCCCGGCCAACACGAUUCGCGCCUGGGUUAUCGGCAUGGUCCUGUGCACCAUUGGCUCCGGUGUCAAUAUGAUCUUCUCAUUGCGCAACCCUAGCAUCACCAUCACCACCUACGUCGUCCAGCUCGUUGCCUACCCUCUCGGCCUAGGCUGGGAUUUGAUCAUGCCCGACCGCGAGUGGAAUUUGUUCGGCCUCAAGUUUAACCUCAAGCCCGGCAAGUUCAACUACAAGGAGCAUGUCGUAAUUGUGGCCAUGUCAAACGCUGCCUAUGGUGGUGGUGUUCUCUAUGCCACUGAUGUCUUGCUCGCCCAACAGCUCUUUUACGGCCAGCACUUUGGUUGGGUUUUCCAGCUUCUAUUCGGUAUUACCACCCUCUGCACCGGCUACGGCCUGGCAGGCAUGGCCCGUCGCUUCUUGGUGUGGCCUGCUGCUAUGAUUUGGCCUUCUGACCUCGUCAACUGCGCUCUGUUCUAUACCCUCCACGAUCACUCAGUCUCGGACCCCUCCAAGACCAACGGCUGGAAAGUUGGUCGGUACAAGUGGUUCCUGAUUGUUGGAUGCGCCGCCUUCGUGUGGUACUGGUUCCCCGGCUGGAUCUUCAAGGGUCUAUCCUACUUCACCUGGGUUUGCUGGAUUGCCCCCAAGAGCAUCACUGUUAACAAGAUUUUUGGUGGUCUCACUGGCUACGGCCUGAUGCCCACUUCAUUCGAUUGGACCGUGUACAGCGGAUACCUGGCGUCGCCUUUGAUCCCUCCCUUCUAUGCUACCGCCAACGUUCUCGCUGGAAUCGUCAUCUUCUUCGUCUGCGUUUCCAUGGGCAUUCACUUUUCUGGCACUUGGUAUGCCGACUACUUCCCCGUCCAGUCGUCCGAGUCCUAUGACAACACCGGCAACAUCUACAACGUUGCUCGAAUCCUGGACGAAAACUUCCAUUUUAACGAGACGGCGUAUAAGGAAUACUCGCCCUUGUUCCUCCCGACACAAUUUGCCAUGGCCUAUGGCCUCUCCUUUGCCGCUGUCACUGCUGUCGUCGUUCACGUUGCCCUCUACCACGGCCAGGAAAUCUGGAAGCAGUUUAAGCUCGCUCGCCACCAGGAAGACGAUGUUCAUAUGCGCUUGAUGAAGAAAUACCGUGAUGUGGAGGAUUGGUGGUACGCGGCUCUUUUUAUCUCCAUGAUGGCUAUUUCGUUUGGCGUUGUUGCAGGCUAUCCUACCGGAUUACCUGCCUGGGCCUUCGCCGUCUGCAUGUUGAUCCCCAUUUUCUGGCUUAUCCCGAUCGGUCUCGUUCAGGCCAUCACCAAUAUCCAGCUCGGCCUCAACGUCCUUACAGAAUUCAUCAUUGGAUACAUGGUCCCAGGACGCCCCGUGGCUAUGAUGUUGUUCAAGAACUACGGUUAUAUCUGCAUGACCCAGGCCCUCUACUUUGCCCAGGACCUCAAGCUCGGCCAUUACAUGAAGGUCCCGCCGCGAGUCAUGUUCUUCUCUCAGCUGACUGCCUCCAUAUGGUCUGCCAUCGUUCAGAUCUGUGUUAUGAACUGGGCCCUUGGUCACAUCCCCGAUGUGUGCUCGCUUGACCAGGAGAACAAUUACACUUGCCCCGGCCCCCGAGUUUUCUACACGGCUUCAGUCAUUUGGGGAGCCAUCGGUCCCGCCCGAAUCUUCAGUGGCAGCGCCAUCUACUCCUCGCUCCAGUGGUUCUGGCUUGUUGGUGCCGUUACUCCCAUCAUCACCUGGCUCCUCGCCCGCAAGUGGCCCCGCUCUAUCUGGCGCUAUGUGUGCACUCCUCUCAUCUACGGUGGCUCCAACAUGCUGCCUCCAGCCAGCGUCUACAUCUAUCUCUGCUGGGCUACAGUUGGCACCGUCUUUAAUUACUACAUUAAGCGACGUUACACUGGAUGGUGGCUACAGUACAACUACAUCACCUCGGCCGCGUUAGACUGCGGCCUGAUUUUGUCAACCAUUGUCAUCUUCUUCACUCUGUAUAUGACAAGUGCUGCAGACCCCAACUGGUGGGGCAACAGAGGCGCCUUGGACACACUUGACCUGCUAGGAAAGGCGGUCAAGCUCAAGGUUCCAGAAGGACAGACUAUUGGACCUACAGAAUGGCCUUGAGCUAGAAUGCUUCGGAGUUGUGUUAUUUGGGAUGAGGUUAUAUGCGGCGGAGCUAAAGAAGUUGCGGAUUAUGUUUUGGAAAGCGGGUCUCUCUGUACAUAUUUAUAUGAACCGGUCGUGGCGUCAUGGGACAGGUUGUAAUUUUGGCUGGUUUGGUAAUUCGAGAUACCUCAAUAAUGAUUCAUGUUUCUGGACUCUAUUCACAUGUCCCAGGUGAGGUGAGAGAGAUGGCUGAAACUAGUGGUUGUGAAAGAUGGAAUAUCUUGAUAGCGAUACCGUGUAGAAAAUUUAUAACGUAGGGAGAAUGCUUGAAUGGACCAAUGCC